CGCACUCGCUCCCUUUCUCGUGCCAAUAACAAUCAUUGAAAACGAACAGCAAUCCCCGAAGAUUGUUACUUCAUCAGGCCUUUAUUUCCAACAAAUCGAGCCGAACAUGGCAGAAUUACGCCACCGAGGAGCGACGGAUAAAGAACCGCAGCAUCAAAACUUGGAGGAUAAGGGCUCUGAAACCGAGGGAAAGGAGAGAGACGGAGCCUCGGACAAUGAGACCAAGUCAGACUCUGGGGUCCCUGAGGUUCCUGUUUCUGCUGAUGACACACCAGAGGUUCUCAACAAAGCCCUCUCUGGCCUCUCCUCGCGAUGGAAGAACUGGUGGGUGAGGGGCAUCCUCACGCUGGCUAUGAUCUCCUUCUUCUUCAUCAUUAUUUAUCUCGGCCCGAUGGUGCUGAUGAUGAUUGUGCUGUGUGUUCAGAUCAAGUGUUUCCAUGAGAUCAUCACAAUUGGUUACAGCGUCUAUCACUCUUACCACCUGCCCUGGUUCAGAACACUAAGCUGGUACUUCCUGUUGUGUGUGAACUACUUCUUCUAUGGUGAAACGGUGGCAGAUUAUUUCUCCACACUGGUGGAGAGGGAGGAUUCUCUACGCAUCCUCAGCAAAUACCACCGCUUCAUUUCCUUUGCCCUGUACCUCACAGGGUUCUGCAUGUUUGUUCUGAGCCUGGUGAAAAAACACUAUCGCCUGCAGUUCUACAUGUUCGGCUGGACUCAUGUGACCUUACUGAUUGUGGUGACUCAGUCCCACUUAAUCAUUCAUAACCUGUUUGAGGGGAUGAUCUGGUUUAUUGUGCCCAUCUCCUGUGUUAUCUGUAAUGACAUCAUGGCUUACAUGUUUGGCUUCUUUUUCGGUCGCACCCCUCUCAUCAAGUUGUCUCCUAAGAAGACGUGGGAGGGGUUUAUCGGUGGCUUCUUCUCCACUGUUGUUUUUGGAAUCCUACUGUCCUACGUGAUGUCAGGUUACCGCUUCUUUGUGUGUCCUGUGGAGUUUAACAAUGACUCCAACAGUUUCACAGUAUACUGUGAGCCAUCUGAGCUCUUCCAGCUUCAGGACUACGGUCUGCCGCCUGUCCUGCAGUCCAUCACGGGCUGGACCACAGUGAAACUGUAUCCAUUCCAGAUCCACAGCAUUGCCUUGUCAGCAUUUGCCUCCAUCAUGGGACCUUUUGGAGGGUUUUUCGCCAGUGGCUUCAAAAGGGCAUUCAAAAUUAAGGACUUUGCAAACACCAUUCCAGGUCAUGGAGGAAUCAUGGAUCGUUUCGACUGUCAGUACCUCAUGGCCACAUUUGUAAAUGUUUACAUCGCCAGCUUUAUAAGAGGGCCAAACCCUUCUAAAGUCAUCCAGCAGCUCCUUGCUUUGAGACCAGACCAACAGCUGCACAUCUUUAACUCGCUCAAGGCUCAUCUGACAGAGAAAGGCCUGCUCCCUGCCCUGGAAGCAGCAGCCUAGCUUUCCGGACCACGGGAGAUGAGAUGAGAUGAGAUGAGAUGAGGAACACAAGGAGGGAAACAACGGAGAACUGAACCACAACCUUGGGUCAUUCCAUUUUCUGUGUGUGUACAAUUCAGUGUUUUUGCUUAUUUUAUUUUUGUGAAUGUUUCAUGUUUAUCUCUUACACCACAAAAGAAUAUUAUAUAUAUUAAGAUGACGUCGUUGUUACAGUUUCUUCGAGCUGUCCGAUUCCACUUGUGUACAAAUGUUCUGUGCCUAUAGAUGGUCUGAAUAUUUUAUAGUGUUCGUUAUGUUUUAUUUUGUUUUAAUGCACUGCUCAUCACACUGUCAUUUCAACCUCAGGCUAGUCUUUGUUUCCAUAUUCCAUCAUAGUCUCAAAAAAGAUUGUAUUUCCACUGCAUAGUGCCGUAUUCAUAUUUGUUUUCAUGUUCUUGGGUUUUGAGGUUUAUGUCACGUUAUAUUUAAGAGAAUUGUGGUCAUUGCUAUUAAAUGUGUGCUUCAGCCCCGUCGGUGGUGACUGUUACAGUUCAGCUGUGAGACUGUAUUCAGAUCUCAAUAUUCAGCGUUUGAGAGGAAUUUUAUUUCACAUCAGACUAGAAUUUGAAGUUUAUUACAAAGAAACGGUCCCUGUAAGCCAAACAAAUAGGAAGUAACUUUAAUAAGAAUUACAUUGUCAGUAGUUAAUAAUAAUUGUUACUCCGUGACCAUUUGGAGAUGUGACAAAACGCACUGAAUGUUUAAGAAUUACUGUUUGUGGUCUAAAUCAUACUUUUAUCAUUUUUAGUUUUAUUUUAAUGUUCUGUUGUCACUAAGCAGUUACAAGCUGAUCUUAGUCAAGCUUUGUGUGUGUGUGUGUGUGUGUGUGUGUGUGUGUGUUGUUUUGGUGCGUGUUUGUGAUCUGUUACAUGCUAAAGGGGAAGGAUCAGGGUGGACCAUAAAAUCUCACUGACUGUGUUGGUUUUGAAUUCAUUCAGUUUUGUACCAUUUUCACUGCAUGAGACAGUGUCUCUUUUAUUUUAUAUCUGUAUUUCAUCAGUUUUGUUUUUACCAUCACCUGCGGUGUAAACAACCAAAAGAGGGUCAGAACUACAGUGUGUUCUCUUUAGUUAAGGUAUUUUGUUCCCCUCUAAUAUGUGCUGUCAUGAACACCUGUGCCAUAAACAAUAUUUUAAGAAAAUGAAACCUUAAUGGGUGUCAUCGAGCAGCUUUAAAAAGAGAAGUGUUAACAGGCUCAAGUUCACAAUCUGUACAAACAGUCCACUGCCAUACAACAAUAAAGAUCCAUGAGCUAUACUUUCAGACCUGUGUGUAUUUGACAAUGCUGAUGAACUGAUGGGCAAUUCAUAUUUUUACCCUUUUGUUUUGAAAUCUUAUUUAGCAUGUUUUCUUAGAUGCCCACAGGUCUUGAAGGAUAAAUAGGCAGCUUAUAAACACCUUAGUAAUUUUUGUCUUGCUUUUAUUUAUAUGAUCUUGAUGGACAGCUCAAGCCAUAAUAUCUCAAGUGAAGCACAGAGCAGUGACAUAACAAUAAUAAACACAGCGUCACAGCUGAAGAAUUAUGACCAUAAAUCCAUGUGUUUAAAUGUUUAACCCUUUGUGUUUUCACCAUCCACCAUCAAUUAAUGUUUUUAAAAAAAAAUUUAUUCCAUAAACAAAACUUAAGUGUUAAGUGGUGCUUAAAGAUAUUUAAUACAUUAUGAGUUUGUGUUAUUGUACCUUUUUAGUUCAGCUCAAUGUCCUGAUUUUAUAGAGAGAAUUGCAUACAUUAUAUUGGAAUAUAAAAUAUAUACUGUAUAUUUAUUUGAUGAAGAGAUGAUUCUAUUCUUAUUCUUUACUAUAUGUGAAUGGUCCUCUAAGCCACCCAGUGCUCUGUGUGUAUAGGCCCCUGUGCUGAAUUCCAGAUGUGAAAAGAGCAAUUGCAAUGUUUUAUAAUCAACAGAGAGAGUUAUAAACCAGUCAUGUUGCUGGCCGACCACUGAUGUCAGGAGAGACAUGCGUUUGAGUGCGGUGACCAUAACAUUUUUUAACGACGCACAUUUAUCAAAGUCUACAAUGCGUGUUAAAUAUUUAGCUCUUGUUUCUGUGUUGGUAUGUUAAGAGGUUGAGCAAGUUAGAUACAUGCCAGAUCUCUAGAAUCCUGCGCGUGCCAUUCAUAGCCACCAGAGGGCGCCAAAUAUCCGUUUUCUCCCCCAGUGUUUUUGGGAAUGUGUGUGGCAGGCUACUUUUACGCUGUUGAGUUGCCGUAACCAAAAUAGCGUGAUAUUUAUUACCUGCAUGCGAAUUCCACUAGGGUAAUCCAACCAAAAAAGCUGUAUUUUACUCCCUGGGACGAGUGCUAUUGCAUCGGGACUAGCCUAUCAUUGUUCAUUACAAUGUUUUAGACGUUUUUCGCUGCCUCACUUCUGUUUUUCGCAAACACAGCCACGACACAUUAUCCUUCUUAGAAAGUUUACUAAUGUUAGCAACUGUCUAAUGAGGUGUCAGAUAGAAACUGAAUGUGGGGUGAAGUUGUGCUGUAUGUGUCUGGCGAUUUAUUCAUGACCAUUUAAGUAAAAACAGAAAUGUUAAACCCACUCAAACGUGUUAAACACUGGGUUUGCCACUGAGAAGAAGAAAACAUCUCUAUUGAACAAAUGAACAACAACAGUGUGAUGUUAUGUGUAUUCAAGUAUUAUGGUUUGCAUUUCUGUUGUAUUUUGUUUUGUAAUUUUUGAUAAAGCAGAUAAAUGUGCUUUCCCUGGAGCUUUGUGUACAGUGAUUUGCUCAUUUGUAAACGUUUAAUAAAGAGGAAAGCUCAUGUAUAUGUAA
This is a messenger RNA of Carassius gibelio (silver crucian carp), 4267 nucleotides long. RefSeq names its product phosphatidate cytidylyltransferase 2. Lineage: Eukaryota; Metazoa; Chordata; Actinopteri; Cypriniformes; Cyprinidae. The coding region runs from base 107 to 1456 and encodes 449 amino acids. The transcript has 13 exons. Gene Ontology annotation, cellular component: endoplasmic reticulum membrane. Gene Ontology annotation, molecular function: phosphatidate cytidylyltransferase activity. The record is from RefSeq and is a predicted model, not a curated record.